AUGGAGCAACUGGACCUGGAUACAGAUCGGGCCUGGAAGGGAAGACAGGCCACCAGCAGCCUGUCCCUCCUCCCAGGAGUCCCUUGUCAGGUAGAUUCAGUCCUGGCAGAGGAGCCAGGAGAGGCCCAGACUCCUGGUGAGAACCCCCAGCGGCCACUGCCCACUGAGCUGUGGAGCCCGGUCCUCGGCCUUCGGCCUGGCCCCGGCUCCUUCCCUUCCCACUUCUCUCGAGCCCCCUCUCCGCCUCCUCCCACGAGCCCAGUUCCUCGCCGGCCUCCCCUGCAGACCCUUCAGAGCACAGCAGCUCACAACCCCUCUGGCCCAGCACUGCUCUCAGCUCCCGGGCCCAGGACCGAUGCCCCAUCCCCCGGCGCUUCCGACCCUCGAGCCCCCAGCCGCAGCUUCGUCUCCUGGCUCUCACCCCGUCGGCCCUCCACUCGGCGCCCCCGCCCCCUGAUCCAACCUUUCUGCCUCCCCCCGUCCGAUCUCUCCCGCCCCCCGCCCGUCUCCGCCGCAGCCCCCCCUCCCGUACCUGUUUCUGGGGGUGCUGGGAGCUGGAGGGGUGGGGAUCCGACCCCCGAAGCCGCCCCGUCUGCGGCGGGUGUCAGAGUCGGGGCUGAUGGUGUCGGCCGCCUCGCGCCUCUCCGGUUCCCCGCCGCGUCCCCGCCCGCCCCGCCGCGGCGCUGCUCCGAGGAAUAUGCUCGCGAGUCAGACCGGCUGCUCCCGCCGCCGCAUCCCUGCAACACCGACUGA
Messenger RNA from Cavia porcellus (domestic guinea pig), 753 nucleotides. RefSeq lists its product as uncharacterized. The transcript is spliced from 3 exons. The coding region runs from base 1 to 753 and encodes 250 amino acids. The record is from RefSeq and is a predicted model, not a curated record. Lineage: Eukaryota; Metazoa; Chordata; Mammalia; Rodentia; Caviidae.